Molecule: messenger RNA, 2900 nt
Organism: Bombus huntii
Lineage: Eukaryota; Metazoa; Arthropoda; Insecta; Hymenoptera; Apidae
Gene: Cbp80
Product: nuclear cap-binding protein subunit 1
Exons: 11
Coding region: 220-2604 (794 amino acids)
Biological process (GO): mRNA export from nucleus; nuclear-transcribed mRNA catabolic process, nonsense-mediated decay
Cellular component (GO): nucleus; nuclear cap binding complex
Molecular function (GO): mRNA binding; RNA cap binding; protein binding
Source: RefSeq, a predicted model, not a curated record
GAAAUAUAGUAAUCUAUGUAUCACUUUGUGCUUAAGGGUAUAUUUUGUGUAACGCUUCGCUUUGCGACUAUCUGUAGAUUGAACGUGGAAAAUUGAAGAGUUAGUUAUCCAAUGAUAAUUUAUAGUUACGGUAUAAUUGUGUAAAAUAUAAUCGUGUUGAAAUAAAUCACGUUGUAAACGUUGCGACUGAUUAACACGAUAUAUUCAAUUUUUUAAAAAAUGAGUCGCAAAAGAAUACAUGAAGAGGAAGAUGGAUACGAACGGACGUAUAAGAAACGUAGGAGGGUAUCAGAGAAUCAAGAGAUUGAAGAUCGACUUGAAUCUCUCAUCCUGAGAGUAGGAGAAAAAUCUACAUCAUCCUUAGAGAGCAACCUUGAGGGUCUAGCUUCAGUGUUAGAAGCUGAUCUUGGACUAUUUCGCAGCAAAAUACUUAGGAUUCUGACUGAAUGUGCAAUUAGGAUGCCAGAAAAAUGUACAAUUUAUACCACUCUUGUUGGAUUGUUGAAUGCAAAGAACUUUAAUUUUGGUGGUGAAUUUGUUGACUACAUGGUAAAGAACUUUAAAGACGCAUUGAAAGCUUGUAAAUGGGAUGUAGCUAGAUAUUCAUUAAGAUUUCUAGCCGAUUUAGUAAACUGCCAUGUUUUAUCUUGUGGAUCUUUAAUGCAAUUGUUUGACAAUAUGUUAGAUGCUGCUAAUGAAGAUGGUGUACCUCAAGUAAGACGAGAUUGGUAUGUCUAUGCUGUAUUAUCAACAUUACCAUGGGUAGGAAGAGAAUUAUAUGAAAAAAAGGAACAAGAGUUAGACCAUUUGAUGGUUACAAUAGAAAUAUUUUUAAAUAAAAGAAGUAAAAAGCAUCAAGCAGCAUUAAGAGUAUGGUCAAGUGACACACCUCACCCUCAGGAAGAAUAUUUAGAUUGCUUAUGGGCUCAAGUGAGAAAACUUAGGCAAGACAAUUGGGCAGAAAAACAUAUUCCUAGACCAUAUCUUGCGUUUGACUCAAUAUUAUGCGAAGCACUGCAACACAAUUUACCUACUAUAAUGCCACCGCCGCAUCAUGAAUCUUAUUCCUAUCCACUACCUACAGUUGUUUUCCGCAUGUUUGAUUACACAGAUUGCCCAGCUGAAGGACCGUUAUUACCUGGAAGCCAUGCUAUAGAACGUUUUCUUAUAGAGGAACAUUUAAAACAAAUUAUCAACAAUUACUUCUUUGAAAGAAAAGAUUGUGCAGCCCAACUAUUGAACUUUCCAUAUAAAGCAAAAAUACCAUUGGAUUAUUGUAUAGUUGAAGUAAUAUUUGGUGAAUUAUUUAGACUACCAGCUCCAAAGCAUUUAGAAAUAUGUUAUGGGUCGAUUUUAAUUGAACUUUGCAAAUUACAACCAUCAACAAUGCCACAGGUUUUGGCACAAGCAACAGAAAUUUUAUUCCGUCGCAUAGACAGUAUGGCCGCUACUGCUUUUGAUCGUUUCGUAUGGUGGUUCGCAUAUCAUUUAAGCAAUUUUCAAUUUCGUUGGUCCUGGGAAGAUUGGGAUUCUUGUUUGCAACGCGAUCCCGAACAUCCUCGGCCAAAAUUUAUUCGAGAAGUACUUCUAAAAGCUUUACGAUUAUCAUAUUACCAAAGAAUACGGGAUAUGAUGCCAGGAUCGUACGCUGACUUAAUUCCAGCACCUCCAGAGCCUAUUUAUAAAUAUACUUCAGAGGGUGCCAGUUCACUUCCGGGCACAGCAGCAGCUCAUGAAUUGGUCGUUUCUAUAAGACGUAAGUGUACUCCAGAAGAAGUUCUCAACGUAUUAAAUACGUUACCAGGUCCUAGAGAAAAUGAAGAAACGAAUAAUUUCAAUCCUUUAAAAAUUGAUGUCUUUGUACAAACAUUAUUGAAUUUAGGUUCAAAAAGCUUUAGCCACAGUUUUGCAGCGAUAGGAAAAUUUCAUUAUGUUUUUCAAGUUCUUGCUGAAACUGAAGAAGCUCAAAUAUGCAUUUUGAGAAAUAUGUAUGCAUUAUGGAAGAAUCACUAUCAAAUGAUGGUAGUCUUGACUGAUAAAUUCUUAAAAACUGGUAUUAUUGAAUGUAGUGCAAUCGCAAAUUGGAUAUUUUCUAAAGAAAUGGUAUCAGAAUUUACCAAAUUAUAUAUUUGGGAAAUUCUUCAUUUAACAAUCCGAAAGAAAAACAAACAUGUAACAAAGUUAAGCACAGAAUUAGCGGAAGCUCGUGAGAAGUUGAGGAGAGCAGAAAGUAGGUCAGGUUCAUCAUCAGAAGAUGAAGACAAUAAUAAAGACAGGAAUAGGGAAAAACCUUCGGAAGAUGUUGUAGAAAGAAUGGAGGAAAAGCUGGAAACAGCUCAAGCAGAUCAGAAAAAUUUGUUCCUUAUCAUUUUCCAGCGUUUUAUAAUGAUUCUAUCGGAACAUUUAGGACGCUGUGAUACUGACGGUAUAGAUUAUAAUACUCACUGGUACAAAUGGACCAUUGGCAGACUACAGCAAGUGUUCCUAACUCAUCAUGAGCAGGUUCAAAAGUAUUCAUCAACAUUAGAAACUUUACUUUUUACUCCAGAUCUGGAUCCGCAUAUCUUGGAUGUUUUCCAUCAGUUUGUUUCUCUACGAGCAUGAAUGUCAUUUUCUACAGUAAUCGUUAUGUUAAAUGUAUUUUAUGUUAUCAAAAAGUUGGGAGACUAAUUUCCAACUUUUGAAUAUUUUAUAUAAUCAUUGUUAGACACAUUGUGACUUUUCAUGACGCGAUUGGCGAAUUAGAACUAAAAAGAGGAAAUUUUUAUAUUGCAAUAUAUUCUGUGACAAAUUAUUUGAUUUUCAGGACAGCAUAAUAUCAUGUAAUAUGUAACAUAACAUUAUGUGUAAAUGCUAAAUGCGUUAUUACGCGUGAUGUAAAUAUAUUUAUCCAGCUUUAA